Molecule: messenger RNA, 2168 nt
Organism: Ciona intestinalis (vase tunicate)
Lineage: Eukaryota; Metazoa; Chordata; Ascidiacea; Phlebobranchia; Cionidae
Source: RefSeq, a predicted model, not a curated record
UAUUUGUUUACUACUAAAUGGAACAAGAAAAUAGAAUUAAACGGUGUCCCAUCUCCCCCCACCCUACUAUAACUUUAGUUGUCUCAUCGAUUACGGUAACGAAAAUUUUGAAACAUUUUAAGCGAUAAGACAGAAUAUACCGACAAAACAACAGCUGUUAUAUCAGAUAUAGGCAUGGGGGAAAUGGUGCUGUUAAUUUUGCUGACGGUGUAUAUUUUAAAGAUGGCGACAGGUCAGGAAACAACACCGGAACCUUGUGGGGGCGAGUUAGUAGUCGGAGAGUUCACUCUAAUUAAAAAUCCGGGCUACCCGAGCGAAAACAACCAACAAGGAAAAUAUCCGAAUAACGCCGACUGUGUUUGGACUUAUGAAGGAAAUGAGGAUUCGUUAGUUGUGUUUAAAUUCUGGGAUCUCGUAAUCGAGCUGGGAGAUGGAGGGUCAAAUUCAACUUGUGAUUAUGAUUAUUUGGAAAUCGACAUCGAAUCGCUAGGACCGACAAAAUACUGCGGGUAUUCUAAGCCAGAAGAAGCAAUUAUGGGGUUCGGCUCACUUACAAUUCAUUUCGCCAGCGACGAUUCUGUAAAUUAUAGAGGGUUUCAGGCUUCGUAUUCAAUAAACGAGGAUUACAAUCCGUGCGACCCUGACCCUUGUAUACAUGGUGAUUGUGGGCGCAGUGAAGAUAGAAUAAGGAGGGUUUGCGAGUGUUUUCCGGGAGCGGAGGGCGACGUUUGUGAAAUAGACAUUAACGAAUGUGAAUCAGACCCUUGCCAGAACGGUGGAUCUUGCAGACAGAGCUCUGAACUUGACUUAUACGCUUGUGAAUGCGCAAUCUCCUUUAACGGUGAUAACUGUGAGAAUGAAAUGGACUCACCAUGUGUUAGCAACCCUUGUCAAAACGAAGCUACAUGUUCAAUGAUUCCUCCAUUUAACUAUGUGUGUGAAUGCGCACAACACUACAAAGGCAUCAACUGUGAAAUAGCCGAUUUCCCCCCUUGCCUAUCGUCGCCAUGCACCAACGGUGGCACGUGUCACGACAUUGCUAAUGACGUCACUGAGGAUGACGUCACUAUCUCGGACUACAACGGCUACACUUGUGCUUGCACGAGAAAAUACCGAGGUGUACAUUGCGAAACAGAAACAGGGUGUAUGAACCCUGGCAUUCCAUACGUGGAAGAGAACAAGAAGUUUGACGAGGGUUCGACGGUAGAGUUCUCAUGUGUUGAAGGGUUUAUUCUCGUAGGAAAAGCAAAUACGACUUGCACUACGGAUGGUUCGUGGUCAAACCAGAUGCCGGAAUGCAUAAACAACAGUACAGCCACUGAAGAAACUGACGACUCAAUGUCAUCAUGGACUGCUGCAAUGAUCGGCCUUGGGGUGGCGCUAGCGAUUAAAGUUGUUCUGUUUACUUUAUGGAUGGUGUACAGAGGGCCCUGGGUCAAAAUGGACGACGACCCUGAAAUUCCAGACAAUGAUACAUUUAAACAACACGUUCAGUCUGUAAGUAGUUACAUAAGCGAUGAUGUAUUUGAACGUGAACGGCCAGGCAGUCUUCGUUCGUAUGGUACUUCGUAUUGAGUUAGCCGUAGUUGAUUUUUGUUUGUACUUGUUUGCUUUUGUUUUCUUUUGUAUACAACUUUUUUCGAUUGCAGAUAAUACUUGGUGUUUGUUUUAUAUUUAAAAAAAUAAAUAAUAAAGUUUAAAUUACAAAGUGAUAAAUAUUUAUGAAUAAAAUUAUAGUAUAACAAAAAGUUUUUAGUAGGCCUAUACCAAGUCAUAUUUGACAGUAUAUAGGCAUACGUGGUGCAUACAAAAUAUUGUGUCAAAAUUGGUUUAGAAAAACUAAAAAGUUUGAUUAUCAUAAAAUACCUAAUAUAUGGUAGGGUGGGGAAGAUGGAACACCUUUUCAUUCCAUUUCUUGUCCUAUUUGGUAGUAAACAAGGAACAUUCGAAUUAUUAUAAAACCGUAUCCUCGCGACUCCCAUAUAGAUCGUUGUUAAUUGUUUAAAACACGAUCAGGACAUUUGGAUAUUAUGUGCUAAAUGUCUCCUGUCUUCCCCACCCUACUAAGUUUUUUCACCAAGUCUUAUUGUACCACCGCUUCAGUUUCUAUGUGUAUUACAUUAUCGUGCACUUGUAUAACGAAUAAAAGUUCUCGUUGUGUUUUUAAA